Molecule: messenger RNA, 645 nt
Organism: Rotaria sordida
Lineage: Eukaryota; Metazoa; Rotifera; Eurotatoria; Philodinida; Philodinidae
Source: the annotation of a GenBank genome assembly
AUGUCAUUUUUUUUUACUGAUCUUGAACAAUGUAUUAGAUAUAUUGAAUCAAUAGAUAAAGAAAAAAUCUUAUUAAUUAUAUCAGGAUCGAAAGCAUCAGAAAUUUUACCUCGAAUUUGUUCUUAUCAUCAAAUUGAUUCAAUCUUUAUCUUUUCUAUCGAAAAAGAUCAAUAUGAAUAUUUAUUAAAUGAAUAUUCAAAAAUAAUUGGAAUUUAUAUUAAUUUUGAUGAUUUAUAUAAAUCAAUAAAAGAACAAAUUGAUCUUGUUAAUAAACAAAUAGAGACACUUUGUUAUUUUGAUCAACAUCAAAUAUUAACGAAAGAUCUAUCAAAGGAAUCAGCAAAAUUUCUAUUGUUUCAAUUAUUUAAUUAUGUUAUAUCUCAUUUUUCACGAAAUGAACAAGCAAAACAACAAAUGAUUGAAAUAUCAUUAAAAACAGAAGAUAUUGAUUUAUUAUAUCAAUUUCGAUUUUUUAUUAGUGAUCUUUCUGAAAAUCUUCAACGUCAACAUGAAAAAAUUCUAUUAUCACAAGAAAAAAUUUUAAAUGUUUAUCGAGGAAUCAAACUUGACAAAGAAGAAUUUAAUAAAUUAAAACAAAAUCAAGAAAAACUUAUUUCAAUAAAUGGGUAUCUAUUAACUAGUUGA